Molecule: messenger RNA, 2118 nt
Organism: Scedosporium apiospermum
Lineage: Eukaryota; Fungi; Ascomycota; Sordariomycetes; Microascales; Microascaceae
Exons: 2
Coding region: 1-2118 (705 amino acids)
Biological process (GO): DNA-templated transcription; regulation of DNA-templated transcription
Cellular component (GO): nucleus
Molecular function (GO): zinc ion binding; DNA-binding transcription factor activity, RNA polymerase II-specific; DNA binding
Source: RefSeq, a predicted model, not a curated record
AUGGCUACUUCAACUGUUGGUGGUUCCCCGAGACUAGCCUGGGUACCCGAAGGCCCAGCUGGCAUCGAAUCCAUCAGCUCUUCCAGCUGCGAAGGUUGUGAGACCUACCAGAAGCCGAGACUUUCGUGCAAACCAUGCCGCGCCCGCAAGGUCAAAUGCGACCGAGUCGAGCCGUCCUGCGCUCCAUGUACUCGCCUCGGGCUUCCGUGUUCCUACGGGAAUGGCCUGGACCCGAUACUUACUACGGAUGUCCGUGAUCCCUCGGAUAUGACCCAGGCCGGGACAAAGAGGAGGCGAACUCGUCGGGCCUGCGUGACUUGCCGCUUAAUGAAGAGCAAAUGCACUGGUGGAGACCCUUGCGAGCGAUGUCUCGCCAGGGGCGUCCGCUGCGAACAGCGUUCGGAUGGAAACUCAUUCCAAAUACAGUCUUCAGCCCAAUUUGCGAACUCGUCGACGCCGCCCACAAUUCUAAACUUAAACUUACUAUCGGACGCUAGGACGUUGUUCUCAGAUAAGCCAACAGUCCGUCGCUAUAUUGAAGCCUACUUCGACCUGUCCGGCGCCGCAACAUGCGUCUUCCUCCUCAAGCCCCUAGUACUCGCCGAUUUGGCUCGCGAGACACUCGACCCCGUCAUCCUAAAAGUACUAAUAGCCUCCGGUCUACAUCUGUGCGACGAUCGACCACAUAGCCAGGCAAUCGUUGGAACGAUGAUGCAGGAGGCUCAGCGCGAUAUCCUAAGCCGCCUUGGUAGGCUGUCUAUCAAUCAACUUCAAGCCCUAGUGCUCAUUAUGCGCUAUCACGUUGCCGCUGGAAAGCUACCAGAGGCCUGGAUGAUGAUCUCAUUGGCGGCGCGGGUAGCCUUCAUCAUGCGGCUUAACUUAGAGGAUGGAAAUUUAAAUCCCAUUGCCCAGGAGUCUCGUCGUCGUCUAGUAUGGGCAAUUUAUCUCUCUGACCGGCAAAUCUCUGGAGGCGUCGACGACCUCGCUGUCUGCCCUACCGAUAAAAUACAUAUUCGGCUACCCUGCGAUGAUCACAGCUUUCGGAGAGGGAUUGCCUCAAGGGCCCAGUACCUCGAAGAGAAACAUCGCCAAGAUGAUGGGCAUAUGAGCAUUAUUGCUUACUAUAUCAGGCUUUCCAACUUCCGCGAUCGAAUCCUGAGAUACACUAAGAGAGUUAGGAGAGAGAAUGUUAGCCCUGCACUGAGCCGCGACGAGCUUGAUACCCUACGCCAUGAUCUAGACGCGUUUGAAAUGACCUUACCAGAGGAUAUGAAACUCAACUCUCAGAACCUUCUUGUUAUGGUCCACUCUACCGAAGCCACCCAAUACAUUUUGCUCCACACGAUGUGGCUACAAUGCUACUGCGACUUGUACCGAUUCGUUAUCCCCGGUAUACGAGAGGCUGUUGGAAAGGAGGCGAUGGCCCAGUCCCCUCCUGACUUCAUCGAAUACUGCCAGCGAGCAUGUCUAUCUAGCGCUCUGCGCCUUUGCAACUUUUGGUCUGAAGUUUACCAACUAGAUUUCAGGGCGCCUUUAGAAGAUAUGCACCUUGCCGUUAGUAUCUACCAGGUCUCUCAGAUACUGCAUCAUCUACAUCAUCUUCUAGACGAGGAAGGCCCCCACUCCAUCCUGGAAAUCAAGCCGAAACUUAUUGAGGCUCUGCGGUUGGCAUCCUCUGCUCGCACCAUCUUUCCGCGUGUGGCACGCUGCGUAAAAGAUACCGAAAGCCUCGUCACCGUACUUGGGCAAGAUCCUGCGCCAUCGCGGUCUGGUGGAGAAGAAGGUUCAGAUGACCGGGUCCAUUUCCCAUCACGAUAUGCAAUUAUUCCAAAGCCGACUGUGGGAGAAGGACCCCUCGAAGACAAUGACACGGUCGGUUCGUUUCUUCCAGAACCUCUUUCAUCUAAUGUUCUGCCGCAGGAGGAAUCCGUGCAGGCGCCACAUCAGGAGGCCGCAUUCCAGAUGGACUCUGGAGUUCCCGAGAUGUCGAUCGGCGGACAAUUCCUCUUAGGAUCCGGAAGUGAGGAAAAUUCCGCUUCAUGGGACGUUUUAGACUUACAUUUAAAUGGCUACUACGACCCUGAUCUCGGCGAGCUCCUCAUGCCAAUGACGGCUUAA